Molecule: messenger RNA, 2776 nt
Organism: Cyprinodon variegatus (sheepshead minnow)
Lineage: Eukaryota; Metazoa; Chordata; Actinopteri; Cyprinodontiformes; Cyprinodontidae
Gene: ndc1
Product: NDC1 transmembrane nucleoporin
Exons: 18
Coding region: 111-2120 (669 amino acids)
Biological process (GO): nuclear pore organization
Cellular component (GO): nuclear pore transmembrane ring
Molecular function (GO): protein-macromolecule adaptor activity
Source: RefSeq, a predicted model, not a curated record
CUUGAAUGCAUGUGGCGCGAUGUGGACACCGGGAGGCUAACAUAAUUUGACAGCCGGGGAGCUGAAAACGUCUUUUCUAUUUAUAGAGAGGUUAUUGUCAGACAAACACCAUGUUUUCUCCUAACACGAGCAGCUGGUUUAUUAGCAAGGUUAUCUGGUGGAGAGCUGCUGCCAGCAUUGCCUGGUCUGUCCUGUUGUUGCUGCCCACCACUGCAGUCUUUAUCACGCUCAGCAAGUUCAGUUUUCUUCACCCCAUCCAGACAAUUUCAGAAUGCCUGUCUCUGCUGAUGAGUGCCAGUUCGGUUUUCUCCUUCAUACUGCUCAGUGGAGUCGUCAUCAUGGUGGGGUUCUUGAUUUUGGAGUAUUUUACGGUUAUCCCGACUAUUGCCUGCUCAAAAAUUGCGUUGUUGGGUCAGCUGCUCCACCCUCGCCAGGUUAUCAGCUCCCUUGCCCACUGUCUAAUGGGGAUGGUUGUCGGCUGGUGUUGCGCUGUCACCGUGGGUCAAAGAUAUGAGACCCUCGGGUACCCUGGUAAAAGUAGUGAUGGUCAACCUCAGAUGUACCUGAAUGAGUACCACCUUGUCUUUUUGCUGGCGGGAGCAUUUGUUGGGUUUUCUCACAGUCUGCUGGGAGUGAUCCAUAACAUGAAUUAUGUCUGCUUUCAAACUGUUCAGCAAUACAAAUACCUCCACUUCAAGGGGUCCCUGCCUUUAGUGCUGAAAUGCAGCACAAUUCAAGCAUUUUACUCUGUUAGGAACUUCAUUAUUGUUUAUUUCUUUCUGGGUUACAUUCCGAAAACAUGGAUCUGCAAAACUCUGAAUCUUCAUUUGGACAGCUCUGUCCAUCCUCUUGACAGCAUUUCUGGACUUGUGGACCUCUCCCUCCUCUACCACCUCUGGAUCAAUGCGUCCUUCCUCCUCUUCACUUGGUACAUCACAUUGCUGCUUUUUAGGAUCUUUGUCACAGAGGUGUACAGCUUUCCUGUCCAGUCAACUUUUACUGAUGAUUCCCACCUGUGUCUUCCCAAAGUUCUUGCUGAUAAACAACCAAUGAUCUCGAAGUUUCUAGCCCUGCAGGACUUGUCUCUGUUGUCCAAACAUUCUCCAUUAAGACGCAGUGAAGUCUUCAGUCUCAGUCAGCCAGGUGGGCAUCCUCAUAACUGGAACACGGUGAGUAAAGAGUGUCUGGCUCUGCUGGCUGAUCUCACGCAGAGGCUUGUGGCGUAUCAUGAAACCGUAGCGACCAACGGGAGAGCCAAAUCUCUGUCAAGUGGAAGUGAAAGGAAAAGUUCCUCUGAAACAUCAGUAACCUCCGGUACGGAAGACCUGAUGAGUCCCAGACCCACUUUCCUAAUGAGGACUCCAGCUUCUGUUUUUACACGUUCGGUUGCCGGAGGGCCGCACAGCCCCCUGACAGCACCGUUCACGCCCGACCUGGACAGCCCUUUCGCUUCCCCCGUUCUGCGUCGCCUUACUGCUCAGGUUGAUCAGUGCUCGCCGUGGCACGGCUCGGUGCAGAGCCCACACAUCAUGAGAAGGGUGCCCAAACUCUGGUCCACCUCCACAGAGUCGCAGGUCAGCAGCAGCUCGCCACCCUCUCCAGCCUCGGUUCCCAGUCCAAAACAAGAACCUGCCAAACCGAGUUUUCUGGGGCAAUUCCUUCAGAAUAGAAAAGAACAGGUUAAAAUGUUCAUGGCAAAGCGAGUGCUGAUAAUGUAUUUGUUUAACAAGCUUCCGGAAGCCUCUAGUCAGGCUCUCUUCGCAGACAGUCAGGCUCACAUCUGGGCGCUAGAAGCGCUGUCUUACCUUGUUCAGGCAUCCUUCACAGAGGAUCAGUUUGGAGUUGUUCAGACUACAUUACCCAGCAUUCUCAGCUCCAUGCUGCACUUACAAGAGGCUGUGGAUCGACACUUCAAGCUGCCCCAUGCUUCCAGCAAGCCACUCAGAUCCACCAACAGCAUGGAAGAAUUCACCUACAAAACCCUGCGUUUUGCUCUCAGAGCCACACUCAAGACCGCCAUUUACAGGAUAACCACCACCUUUGGAAAUCACUUAAAUGCUGUUCAGAUGUCUGCAGAGCACCGGAAGAGACUGCAGCAGUUUUUGGAGUUCAAAGAAUAAGACCCUGUACUUUGGUUUCUGCCCCUACUGUUUCUCAUUGGUGUGAUUUUUGCUGAACAUGUAGACUAAAGAGAAACCCGUGAAAGAACAUCAUAGUGCCUCCCUGAACAUUUCUCUGCAGUUUUAUUGUAUUGCAGAUUGUAUUGGACAUGUCUGAUCCUACAUGGCACAUGCAGGAAAUGCAUUAGAAAAAACCUACAGGCUGCAAAUAAUGGACUAUAAAGACCUUUGUACAGCAAGUCAUUAAAAGAAAUAUCGUUUGUAAAGAAAAAUAUAAUUAUCUGUGUUUGAAAUUGUAAAAAUGUGUUUGCCAAUGUUCCUUUGGUGUUUACUUUUCAGCAGUAUAGUCUUUUUCGGGGGUAUGAGUGAAAAAGGCAAGAGUGAUGCUAUCUGUUUUUUAACGAGUUGUUUGUGGUCAUGGUAUCUAAAAUCUGUUUUAGGUUUGAUUUUGGAAAUUUUUCUCAAUUUGUGUCCUCAGUGAACACAGAUCAGAUCUUUGUUUCUAGAUGCUUAGCUUGAAGUGGAUGUUUAGGGUUUUAUGCCCUGUUAGAACAUACGCAUAGAUGGUUCAUCUCCUUAAGUUCAUGUUUUUUUCAAUAACCGUAUAAACUUUUUUUCUCUUAGACUUCAAUAAUAAUAAAAAAAAGUUUAGGAUU